This is a messenger RNA of Verruconis gallopava, 1476 nucleotides long. RefSeq lists its product as uncharacterized. Gene Ontology annotation, biological process: proton transmembrane transport. NCBI's taxonomy places the organism in Eukaryota, Fungi, Ascomycota, Dothideomycetes, Venturiales, Sympoventuriaceae. Bases 55 to 1266 code for a protein of 403 amino acids. Gene Ontology annotation, molecular function: proton-transporting ATPase activity, rotational mechanism. The transcript has 4 exons. The record is from RefSeq and is a predicted model, not a curated record. Gene Ontology annotation, cellular component: vacuolar proton-transporting V-type ATPase, V1 domain.
CGGAGAGUCGUCAAGAGAUAUCGGAGGCGCAGGUAGGAAAAACAGCCCACGCCCAUGAGCCUCACAACCACUCUGCCCGUACGCACAGCCAUGUCCAAGCCCUCGACGUACAUUCUCGUGUCCCUGCCAACCUCCAUCACUCCCUCCGCACACAAGGACGAGGCGUUCGGCGCUAUUCAGAAGACCGUAGGCAGCGACGGCAAUGUGCUGCCCUUCGCCAUCCCCGCCUUCAAGAUCGGAACGCUCGAUGCGUUGGUGCAGCAGGCGGACGAUCUCGCAAAGCUGAGCUCCGGUUGUGAGGCGGUGGUCGGCAAGGUGGGCGAUUCGCUGAAGAGCAUCCUCGACGGCGACGAGGCGAAGGUGGCGGAUCAGAAGACGAUCAAUGACAAGCCCGUGGACCAGUAUCUACGCUCAUUUCAGUGGAACAAAGUCAAGUAUCGUGCGGACAAGUCCAUAGCAGAUCUCAUUGAGCUACUCCAGAAGGAAAUCGCCGGCAUAGACAACGACGUCAAAGCCAAAUUCAACCAAUACAACUCCGUCAGGACAAACCUGCUGGCCUCUCAGCGCCGCCAGACGGGCAAUCUGUCGACGCGCUCUCUCCUAUCUAUCGUCCCGCCUUCUGCGCUGAUCCAAGACUCCGAGUACCUGGAGACUCACCUCAUCGCCGUCCCCAACAAUCUCACCAAGGACUUUUUCAAGACGUACGAAUCGCUGGCCGAGAUGGUGGUCCCGCGCUCGGCGCAGGAGAUCAGCAAGGACGACGAGUUCACGCUGUUUGCCGUGACGAUGUUCAAAAAGUUCUCGGCGGACUUUUUGCACAAGGCUAGGGAGAAGAGGUGGAUUCCACGGGACUUCAAGUACAAGGCUGGUGGACAGGAGGAGGAAAGGAAGGAGGUUGAGCAGCUGGAGAGAGAGGAACGGAAGCUGUGGGGCGAGGCGCUGAGGCUGGGUCGAACGGGCUACUCGGAAGGCGCCAUGGUCUGGGUGCAUGUUCUUGCGCUGAGGGUGUUUGUGGAGACGGUGUUAAGAUACGGAUUGCCGUUGGACUUUGUGUGCACUCUGAUCCAGACCUCAUCGAAACAAGCGAAGAAGAUCCGGACCAACCUUGACGCAAAGUACUCGUACCUGGGAGGCAACGCAUUCGGCCGAGACAAGAAGGGCCGCGUCACAACCGACUCGGGAGGGGGCGUUGGGGCCGAGCAGAUUGCCCAGCAUGGAAACGAGGAUUACACGGCGUAUGUAUACUACGAGUUUGAGAUCGCGUAGCAAUCGCGCUGGAACAUCUGGAUUAUUCGUGUCUUCCUUUUUUUUUUCUGGCUUGGCUUGGCGCACGCGCAUGCAAAUGUGUAGAUAAAGGACAAUUUCUCGGUGGCUUCGAAGCAGCCGACCGGCAUGAGAUGAUGGUUUAUGCAAAGUUCUCUACAAGACGGACCGGCGAGCAACGGUUAAGCGUCGCCUCCGUCCUUUUCUUUUCUA